Molecule: messenger RNA, 1880 nt
Organism: Anopheles funestus (African malaria mosquito)
Lineage: Eukaryota; Metazoa; Arthropoda; Insecta; Diptera; Culicidae
Product: venom carboxylesterase-6-like
Exons: 2
Coding region: 51-1733 (560 amino acids)
Source: RefSeq, a predicted model, not a curated record
AGUCUCGCAGCAGCUGUUGGUGUGUAAAAAGCUACAAAAAACCGAUAGUUAUGAUUCUGGUCAUUUGCUUGAUUAUCCCAUGGCUAACUACUGUAAUAAGUGGUAGAGAUACGACUGUGAACAUAAAAAAUGGACCGAUUAUUGGUGAAAAGCGUGGAGAAUACUUCGCGUUCGAAGGUAUUCCAUUUGCGAAACCUCCGUUCGGUAAAUUCCGUUUCGCACCAUCGGAAUUAAAUGAUGAACGUUGGAUUGCGCCCCGGAAUACGACAAAGCGAGGCCCUGUGUGCAUGCAGUGGAAUCAUCUAAAUCCAAACAAUGAUAAACUGGAGGGUGCUGAAGAUUGUCUCUUCCUGAAUGUGUACACAAGAUCAAUCGACCCAACAGCACAGUUACCUACGGUUGCGUUUAUACAUGGUGGUGCAUUCAUGUUCGGUACGGGGAACUUCUAUGAACCGGACCAUAUUAUGCGCCGAAAGUUAAUCUUGGUUACUUUCAACUAUCGACUUGGACCACUCGGAUUUCUCAGCACGGAGGAUGAUGUGAUUCCCGGGAACUAUGGAUUAAAAGAUCAGGUGACCGCUUUACGAUGGAUUCGAGAAAAUAUUCAAUCAUUCGGUGGAGAUCCCAACACCGUCAGCAUAGUGGGCUAUUCAGCUGGUUCCGCUAGCGUGCAUCUCCAUUAUCUAUCUCCUCUUUCGAACGGCUUAUUUAACUCUGGCAUUGGACAUAGCGGUUCCGCACUUAGUCCAUGGGUAAUUACUGAGCGAUCGAUAGAAAAAGCCAUUCGGAUCGGAGCUGUGCUAGGUUGUCCAACAAGAAAAACACAAGCGCUUCUAGACUGUUUGCGGAAAGUUCCGGCAGAGGACAUCGUGCGACAAGUGCCCCAUUUUCUCGACUUCUUGUACAAUCCCUUCUCCCCAUUCGGAGUAGUCGUGGAAAAAGAAGGACCACUUAAUACUCAUCCUUUUCUAACGGACACGCCACGUUCGCUGAUGAAGAUUGGUAAUAUCACCAAGGUGCCACUGAUUCUUUCAGUUACACAAGCGGAAGGUCUAUACCCGGGGGCAGAGUUUAUAAGUGAUCAAACAUAUCUGCAACAGAUUGAUUCUCGAUGGAACGAGCUUAUGCCAAGCAUUCUGGACUACAAAACCGCCAUGCCCGACCCCAAAAAGCGUGAUAGACUGUCAGAAACAAUGCGAAACCACUACUUUAAAGCAGACGAACGAUUAUCUUUGGAAAAUUUUAAUGUACUUAUUGAGAUAAUUUCCAACCGACUCUACUUCAUAGGAGUUACCGAGUCAGCCAAGCUGAUGCAUCCCUUCACUAAUGUAUAUGUUUAUUACGAUCUCUACAAAAGCAAGUACGGUGUUGGCGAAGCACUAUCCCAUCACCACGAACCGGGAUUUCUAGGAGUUGCGCAUGGCGAUGAUGUGCUGCUUAUAUUCCCUAGUGUUCUGCGAGAAGAGAUACCGUACACGGAGGAAGAAAUGCAAGUGGUAGAUCGAUUUGUCGCUAUGUACGAAUCGUUUUUCAAAGGAGACACGCCCCGAUUUGGUUCUUAUGAAUUGCCAUUACAAGAUUCUGACGACAUGUUAGUGUUUUUAAAACUUAACUACCCAAACAGUGAAAUUGUACGUGCCGAGGGAAUGAGCGAUGAAACGUUUUGGAAAAAUCUUGAUUUUAAUGAUGGACCCUAUUCAUCAUCUCCUGAGCACAUGCAUACAGAGCUGUAGGUUUUGGAAAAGUGUUUUUUAAUAGAAUUAUAUAAAUAAACGAACGAUAAAUCGGCCUGGUAAAACUUAAAAAACAACUCGUAAAUCAUGAAUAGCAACUAGAUUCUAUAAAAUUUCAGGUACAAUAAAUAAUUCGUUGCAAAUCAA